UAUACAAGAAUACGAUAUAUAUAAACAUGGAUACGCUUCCCACGAUACGAAGGCCGAAGAAGCUCAAAAAAUGGCCGGUGGAAAGGUGUCCUUCAAGGUCACGCUCACUUCCGAUCCAAAACUUCCGUUCAAAGUCUUUAGCGUUCCAGAAGCGGCUCCGUUCACCGCCGUCCUGAAAUUCGCAGCUGAAGAAUUCAAAGUUCCUCCUCAGACCAGCGCUAUCAUCACCAACGAUGGUGUAGGAAUCAAUCCUCAACAAAGUGCAGGUAUGUCAAUUCCUACUCUUUAUGGUUUAGUUUGCAUAUUCAGUUCAACAUUCUAUUGUGGUUGUCUUUUACCUAAUGUUACUAUUAUUCUGCACAAGAUGAAAUAUGUUAUCCCUUGCAGCAAUACUUUUGUUGUGAACCUUAUCGGUUUACUGUAGAGAAGUAUCUGUGGAAAUUUUGGUGCAAAAUUUCACUAUUUUUGACCUUUUUAGUUCUAAAAAUUAUUGGCCAAUAGAUUUGAAGAGCUGACUUGAAUUUUAAGAAAUUUAACAAAUUUCUUGGUUGUGGUUGUACAACUAAUUAGGACAGGAUUUUACCUAUGCUUGAAUUCACAUGUAAUAUUUGACCUAAUGGAAAUACUGCCACUAGUCUACUUGAUUCUUGUCACUCAAGGCUUACCGUAUUGAGUAUUGGAUUGAUUAAAAAUGUUGUGCAUGCCAUCUAUGAAUCUACUUGGUGUGGUAAGUCAAUCAGGACUUAGUGAUCUACAAGUAGUUUUUUUUUUUUUUUUUGGUUUUCUGGUUUGUUUCUUCAUUGUGUGUUAUGACCCGCAAAUUGUGCUUUUGUUUAAUCUGUAUUAUCACAUUUGAUUGGGGCGAUGUUUUUACAUUCUUAUUUUAGAUUUUGGAUUUGUGCUGGUUCUUUAACCACUGCAGUAUUCGUGUGCCUGUCCCAAGCAGUUGGGACUUGGGAUGGUGUUGCUGUAAUUAUUUGUCCAUGCUGUCUGUAGUUUGUAUUAAUUUUUUCACAUGCUAGAAUUUUAAUUAUACUAAUUACUUGAAUUUGAUUGGCUCUAGGUAAUGUUUUUCUCAAACAUGGUUCUGAACUCCGCCUGAUUCCCCGUGAUAGAGUUGGAGCUUUUGCGACUUUGGGUGCUGCCUUAGUAUCAGGGUGAAGAGAUUGGACUACAUUCUCUAGUCCAUUUGAAUAGGUAAUACAUCCUGGAUGUAUUUUCUCGAGUUUUCUUGGCUUUCAAUGAGUUGGAGGAUUGUCAUACUCUCCUGAGCAUCAUAUUACUGUAAUUGGCUCUAAUAAAAAAGAUACUAAUAUAGUCAA
Vitis vinifera (wine grape) is the source of this 1322-nucleotide messenger RNA. RefSeq names its product ubiquitin-fold modifier 1. The coding region runs from base 71 to 424 and encodes 117 amino acids. The transcript has 3 exons. Lineage: Eukaryota; Viridiplantae; Streptophyta; Magnoliopsida; Vitales; Vitaceae. Gene Ontology annotation, cellular component: cytoplasm; nucleus. The record is from RefSeq and is a predicted model, not a curated record. Gene Ontology annotation, biological process: protein K69-linked ufmylation.